UAACCCAGUCCAAGGUUCACAAUCUUGUCAAGAACUUGACUUUGACUUGUCAAUUUCUAGCAAGACCUUACACAAGAUCCUGCCAAGAUCUUUCUAAAACCUUAUUAAAUCAUGCAAGAAACUGUAAAACGUUUUAUCACAUUUGUUGACCGAGACCUGGAGGUUGCCCCAGCAGCAGUAUCGAGGCUGUAAGCCUGGGCUCCUAACUACAAUGUGGCAACGGCCAAGCGAAGAAACGAGGUGAGGAGAAGGGUGAAGAGGAGUUGCUUUCUCCAGACGAUUUCCAAAGAUUAACUGACGGACAUGUGGCGCAGGAAAUCAAAAAGUUGUUUGAAAUUGCACAGAAAGAUCCUGAAGCAAUCUCACUCAGAGAUUUCAGCAGAAUGAGAGAUUAUGUCAUGCUUCGUGUCACAAUGGGGAGUGGGCAGAGGUACGGGGCAAUCUCGAACUUGUCCCUUAAAGACUACAUGGAAGGAGAAAAAAUAAGCGGGGAGGGAGACGAGGUGCUCUAUCGCACGAAGACGGCACGACACAAAACAGCAUCAAUUGGGCCGACCAAAUUGUUUUGGCGAGAGGACGUCAAAAAAAUGGCCGACAUCUACAUCAAACGUCUUCGGCCAAUGUAUGCAAACGAACUUUCGGUCAUCCCAGGAAAACCUGGAUUUGAAACAGGAGGAGGCCAUCUUCAUAACACUAAGCGGACGGGCAAUGAACGAAAGCAACAUAAGCCAAUCGAUCGUACGGCUUGGUAAAACAUGCAAAAGGAUUUAAAAGGAACACUGAAACAAUCUCGAUUACGAAAAUCAAUCAUAUCCACCCAUCGCAAUUCAGGAAGCACUACCAGCAAACAGGAAAUGGCGUCACAAAUGACGCACUCUGUCAAAACCGCAGACAAAUAUUACGAUUUGCGGAACACAAAUCAGACUGAUGCUGAGAUGGCAGAGUUCCUGCAUCGUAUCACGACAGGGGGAGAAACGGAGAUGGGCAAAAGCAGAGCAAGGAAUCCUGUAGUCCGUCACCGGAGGCCUUAAAAGAGGAGGAGACAACAAUGAAAAGGAAGCACGGUGAAAGUUCGAAAAGCCCUGGGUCAUCUCCAAAGAAAAAGAAGCAUAAAUCCCCAGGAUCAUCUUCGAAGAAAAGGAAGCAUACACAGUCCCCAGGGACAUCGUCAAAGAAGAUGGAAAUGCAGAAGCUGGAUGCCCGCCCAUCAAAACAAUUCCAUAGAGAAUUGUUUCCAGAUCAGGUCGCUGAGCUGGAUGAAAAAGAGGCAGAUUACCAAGGUCUGACGCCUGUGCAGGCCUUAGUAAUGGAGACCCUGAGCCCUGGGAAGAGAGUUUUAGAAGACAUUGCUUGCCGAAAAUACGCAAGGGACGAAAACAAGCUAAUCUACAAAGCAACGAAGAGCUUGCCCGAUCAUGCAGGAACAAAUGAGAUAUACGCCUGUUUGAUACAAGAUAAAUGUGUGUCCGAAAGCUCACUCUUAACGCAGCACACGCGGCAGUCCCUCAGGGACAAAUUUAAAAGUAUACGCAAAAAGGUCGCGGCAAAGAGAAAAGACAACCUGUAAAUAAUUUGUAAAUAAAAACAUGUAAAUAAUUUCAAACAUUGUACUAUAUUGAUAUUUUAGUUAAACAUAUCACA
Dendronephthya gigantea is the source of this 1641-nucleotide messenger RNA. RefSeq lists its product as uncharacterized. The coding region runs from base 1049 to 1567 and encodes 172 amino acids. The record is from RefSeq and is a predicted model, not a curated record. NCBI's taxonomy places the organism in Eukaryota, Metazoa, Cnidaria, Anthozoa, Malacalcyonacea, Nephtheidae. The transcript has 7 exons.